Poecilia latipinna (sailfin molly) is the source of this 3427-nucleotide messenger RNA. RefSeq names its product cyclin-dependent kinase 17-like. Lineage: Eukaryota; Metazoa; Chordata; Actinopteri; Cyprinodontiformes; Poeciliidae. Gene Ontology annotation, biological process: protein phosphorylation. The transcript is spliced from 16 exons. The record is from RefSeq and is a predicted model, not a curated record. Gene Ontology annotation, molecular function: cyclin-dependent protein serine/threonine kinase activity; ATP binding. Gene Ontology annotation, cellular component: nucleus; cytoplasm. Bases 885 to 2417 code for a protein of 510 amino acids.
GAGGCAGGGAGAGGACUGAAGCACUGAUAGGAGCGCCACAGGCAAGGAGGGAGUGAUCGAGAGAGGGAAGUGGAAGGGAGCAGCAUAACAGCCUGGAUAGAGUGGUGUGCAGAACAACAGUGGGACCGCAGAGGACAUGAGAAAAAACAUCUGACACAACAAGAGAGAGAGAGAGAAAAAAAACAAGGACAAGAGGAAUCGGGACGUCACGUGAAAAGAAAAGUACUAACGGAUACAGAAGAUCUGGUAGCCGAUGAGGUCAGAUAGUUGAGCAUGUGACAGAUGAAACUGUUGUCUUCCCUGGCAGGGGUAAGAUGAAUGUGUUGUGAAUCUCUGCACGUGUUUGCUUGCUUGUGUCAUGAAGAUACAAAUGAAGACAGAGCACCUGUUAUUCUGAGACAUCGCAUGCACUGGGCAAUCUCUGCAGCGUUUUACCUACCUGCACGCUGUUUGACCUUCCUUAGUCAGCAGGAGGAGUGUGACUGCAGAGAGAAAGAGGAGAGAAAGCAAGAGAAGUGAACGGAGAGUGAGUCUACAGAAAAACACCCUGAAAGGGAGACAGGAUGUUGAAGUGGAGUUGCAGCUAAGGGAGUUGUUGCUGUGAUUAGUGCGCCUGCACUGUCCUCACAAUCUUAAGACCUCUGCGUGGAGUUCCUGUGGCAAUACAGUAGACUGGAUUUUUGUCAGACGGAAAGCCUGGACCUUUAAUUGUCCACAGCUUCUAAAACAAGACUCUUGCCUGGAUUUAUUGACUAAAACCUCAUCUGAAGUGACCUCAGUUCCUUGAGAGGGCCUGGAUUUAGUUUUUGUACUGCGUGAAAUGCUUUUCUGAACAUUUGAAGAUAUUCAAAUGUUAGUGCCGUGAGUCUUCUUCAAGAACGGAUAUGUCAGACAAUACCCAAGGGUGUUCUGGACCUGCUCCCAGGGUGGGAGACUCCAAGGUGGGAGAGGCUAGAGUGGGAGAGGGGAUGAGGAUGGGGGAGAGAGACGCCCCUCUGAGGUUGUCGCCGUUCCGUAUGCUUCGAAUGCUGGAUUCGUGCCGCCCACCAGGAAACCGGAUUGGUAUCGUCCAUGAAAAUGUGAAGAUGGGUUCAGAUGGUGAAAGUGAUCAAGCGUCUGGGACAUCCUCUGACGAGGUUCAGAGUCCAGUGAGGGUUCGCAUGAGGAACAAUCAUCAUCGGCGCAUAUCUAAUGAGGACAUAAACAAGCGGUUGUCUCUCCCUGCUGAUAUCCGACUGCCAGAGGGCUACUUGGAGAAGUUUGCCAUGAACAGCCCGCCUUUUGACAAACCCAUGAGCCGCAGACUUCGGCGCGCAUCACUGUCUGAAAUUGGCUUUGGGAAACUUGAGACGUACAUCAAACUGGACAAGCUGGGCGAGGGCACCUACGCCACAGUGUUUAAAGGCCGAAGCAAGCUGACAGACAAUUUGGUAGCUCUGAAAGAGAUACGCCUGGAGCAUGAGGAAGGAGCUCCCUGCACCGCCAUAAGAGAAGUGUCUCUGCUGAAAGACUUGAAACACGCCAAUAUUGUCACCCUCCAUGACAUCAUCCACACUGACAAGUGCCUCACUCUGGUGUUUGAGUAUCUGGAAAAAGAUCUCAAGCAAUAUAUGGAUGACUGUGGGAGCAUCAUGAGUAUUCACAACGUCAAGAUCUUCUUAUUCCAGCUUCUAAGAGGUCUAGCCUACUGCCACAGAAGGAAGGUUCUCCACAGAGACCUCAAACCCCAGAACUUGCUCAUCAACGAGAAAGGAGAGCUCAAGUUGGCAGAUUUUGGUUUGGCUCGGGCCAAGUCUGUCCCCACAAAGACGUACUCAAAUGAAGUUGUGACGUUAUGGUACCGACCCCCAGAUGUUCUCCUGGGCUCGACCGAGUACUCCACACCUAUUGAUAUGUGGGGUGUUGGCUGCAUCUUCUAUGAAAUGAUCACAGGCAGACCUCUGUUCCCUGGAUCGACUGUGGAGGAUGAACUGCACCUCAUAUUUCGUAUUCUUGGUACUCCCACAGAAGCGACAUGGCCCGGAAUAACGACAAGUGAACAGUUUAAAACGUACAGUUUCCCCCGUUACCAUGCUGAACCCAUUGUCAACCACGCACCCAGGAUAGACAGUGAUGGUCUUGACUUGCUGUUAAAGCUCUUACAGUUUGAAGCAAAGAAUCGUGUGUCAGCUGAGGAGGCACUAAGACACCCGUAUUUCAGAACUCUGGGAGAGCACGUUCAAUCGUUGCCUGACACUGCUUCCCUCUUCUCCAUAAAAGGCAUCCAGCUGCAUAAAGAUCCAGGGAAGAGGUCCUCACUUCACCCAGAAUCAACAGUGGCCCAUAAGCUAGGCUCUGCACCCUCGCAGUACUUCCAGAGAGAGGCAGCCAAUCCCAGGGCUCAGAGUCACAAUCUCUCCUCCACUUCCACUGGCUGACUGGGCCCUUACAAUCUGGCCAGGGGAAGAACAGGAGGCAGAGUGUGUUGUUUUAGUGCUGGUGGGGAGGUGAGAUGCAGAGGGAAGUGACACGUGGAGCUGUCUCGUCGAGACGAACAUUUACCAACUCCGCCACACACAAAGUGAAGGAGCGACGCACACCCUGCCACACAUAGUCAUACACUCCUACCAGAGGAAAGCAAAGACAAACACCCGCACAUUCACAUUCAUGCAGGAAAUGUGACAAUAAAAUCACACGAAUCCAUGGCUGAAGAAUUUUAACUUAUAGAUAAAAGACUCCAUUCAACCCUAAAGAUGAAAAUAAUAAAGAAAUAAAAAGUGAAGCUGGAAGAAAAGUCGGAGAAUAUAUUUUUUUUCUCCUUGCUGCUACUACCACUGCUGUCCAGAAGAGGGCAGCGAUAUGAUGUGAGCUGACUCAGAUUUGAAACAGAACUUGCUGUAUCAGUGAGCUGUGAGGAAGAAGGAGUCAAAGUGAACACGAAUCAAAGGCAAAGAGAGUAAGAGGUGUACACUCAUACUUUCUGCCCGAAUUAUUGCUGUACAUAGAUAGAUUAAGCUGUAGACCUCUUGCUUUUUUUUUUUCAUAGCACACCUCAGCCUGAAUCCAAACUCUAAAGCAUUGCACCUCAACCCUAAACCUUUACCCAACUCCUUAAAUGAUGUUUCUCUGUCUUUUUUUAUACAUCUCUCUUAAAGACACACUGACUCACACUAAUGGCUCACUUGAAAAUGGAGAGUGUGUGGAUAAUUGGAGUUUACAGAGAUAAACAUUUGCACCUUAUUGCUCAGCAGAGGUCAGGGCGGCUGUCUUUCUGUUACCUCAUCAGUCACUCCAGCAGAGUAGGAUGCCAAGUACACGACUGAACAAGAAUCAAUUGAGAAACCAAAAAUGAGCCCAUUGAAAUGAUAGGACAUGGAUAAGAUGUGUUUUUUUGCACUACUUCAGUACUUUAUAUUUGAAAAACUUUGCAUUCCUGCAAUGCUGUAAA